Cucumis sativus (cucumber) is the source of this 1327-nucleotide messenger RNA. RefSeq names its product probable xyloglucan endotransglucosylase/hydrolase protein 26. Bases 156 to 1025 code for a protein of 289 amino acids. Lineage: Eukaryota; Viridiplantae; Streptophyta; Magnoliopsida; Cucurbitales; Cucurbitaceae. Gene Ontology annotation, cellular component: apoplast; cell wall. Gene Ontology annotation, molecular function: xyloglucan:xyloglucosyl transferase activity; hydrolase activity, hydrolyzing O-glycosyl compounds. Gene Ontology annotation, biological process: xyloglucan metabolic process; cell wall biogenesis. The transcript is spliced from 4 exons. The record is from RefSeq and is a predicted model, not a curated record.
UGACUUCUGCAAAUUAAAAGAAAAACCAAUGUCUAACAAUGAACAAAGAAAGACAAACUAUAUAAAGCAAUCAAGAACUUGAAUUUUCAAAACGUCUCAUUUCAAACCCAGAAAAGAAAGACUUAGGGAGAGGUUACCCUGAUAUUUCGAUUGAGAUGGCAAGGUUUCAAUCUUUUUCUCUAGCAUUUUUGGUCAUUGUGAUUGUGUCUAAUCACAUUGCUGUUGAUGCAAAUAUUUCAAAGAACAUGGUCAUAAGCUGGGGACAUAGUCAGUCCAAAAUAAUAGGGGAUAGCCUUCAGCUUGUUUUGGACAACAGUACAGGCUCAGGAGCAAAGUCAAAGAGAAGUUUCUUAUUUGGAAGCUUUGAAGCUCGCAUCAAAUUGGUUCCGGGAAAUUCUGCGGGUGUUGUAACGGCAUAUUAUCUAUCUUCUACUGGUACAGCUCAUGACGAGAUAGACUAUGAGUUCCUGGGGAAUGUUACAGGACAGCCUUACACCAUUCAUACAAACAUAUUCACUAAAGGUGUUGGAAAUAGAGAACAGCAGUUUCGAGUGUGGUUCGACCCUACCGCUGAUUUCCACAACUACACAAUCCACUGGAAUCCUAAUGCUGUUGUGUGGUAUAUUGACGGCACCCCAAUCAGAGUUUUUCGCAACUAUGAGAAUCAAGGAAUAGCUUUCCCUAACAAGCAAGGAAUGAAAAUAUAUACCAGUUUGUGGAAUGCAGAUGAUUGGGCAACUCAAGGAGGUCGUGUGAAAACAAACUGGAUCUACGCACCAUUCAUUGCUGGCUUGCGCCAAUUUAGGCCUAGAGCUUGUUACUGGAAUGGUGUGCCCAGCAUUAUCCAAUGUGCCACCAAGUCCCUAGCAAAUUGGUGGAAUUCUCCAGCUUAUGCACGGUUGAGUCGUCCUCAGUUAGCCAAACUUAAUGAAAUCCAGAGCAAAUACAAGAUAUAUGAUUACUGCAAAGACACUAUGCGGUUCAAUGGGAAAAUGCCAUCUGAAUGUUAUAAAGCACAGUACUAAGACAGAGAUGAGUAAAUUCUACCAACAAUAAUCCUAUCGCACUCCAAGUUUCAAAAUGGUUAAUUUUUCUUAUUUCGGAGAUGAGAGAACAUUUCUUCUUUUCUUUCUUGGUUCCUGUUUGUAAGGUUAUAGCUCUCUGAUUGGUUUGAUAUACAUGUUUAUUAUGUUCUAAAAUGAUUUACAUGUUUCAUAUAAAGCUUGCUUUCCCAUUGCUUUACCUGUAUAAGCCUUGUAACUAAGAAGCUAGACAAAGUAUACGUGCAAAAAAGUAAUCUAGGAUGAAGAAAACAUCCCCAAUCCGU